GCCUGUCCCGGAUUGUCGUGUAUGCACCGACACUCCAGACCGGUUGGGAAAUCAAGAGAAAACCCUCUGACUACCGUUCACAUAUCGUUGAAUAAUUAUGUACAAAACGGUGCGGAAAGGCGAUGCCAGUCUGCAGUACACGAUACUACCGCAGACGGAUCAGUUCUCGUCUGGCGGAUUCCAGCAGGCUUCCAGUAAGCCUCGGCCGAGGAUUAUCAAGUACACGAUGGCCACUAUAAUGGUGCUGAUCAUAUUGUCUUGCGUGGCCACGCCGUUCUUGAUGAAUCAGAAUGAUCACAACCUCUUCGCCAGCACAAUGCGCGCGAUUAGCCGGGUAGAGCCGGUCAGGAACACGUCAAGAAACCAAACGAAGAACGUCAGUGAGAGUAAAAACAGAGGCAAGAUUUCCUCGAUAUCGACAACCGAGGUCACAAGGAGAAAAGACCUUGAGGAUGGCACGACCUCUUUCAAUGUAAUUCUCCGGGGUGAGGAAGAAGAGGAGGAGGCUAUGGUUGAUGACGCUACUUUAGCAGACACACCGGAAAUAAGUACACAAGUGAUUUCGAGCAUGGAAACGUCGACGAGGGAUCAUCAAAUGACAACAACUUCCGCUCUACCAUCGGCAUCGACAACGAUCUUCUCAACAUCGUCGACGACAUCGAAAGUGUUCUCGAGCGGUACGACGGAGGACACAAAAACAGUGAGCACGUCCAAAAAGCCCAAAAUGCCGAGAGUGACCCUGAAGUUGCGAGAGAACGAAACCAUACCACAGAUGUACGUGAAGGCGGGCAUAGCCUCCUAUAAGAAAGGCAACAUCGCCACCAGCGUCCUCGCGAGUGGGCUGAGUCUCGAGGGCUUGAUAUUCAAAACGCCGGAAGGCACGAUAAAACCCUGGCCCCAGAAGUGGUUCCUCGGCGAGCCCUCCGAUUCCGACGUCAAGACGUGGAAAGUGUUCGCCGUGAACCACAUACCAAUGAUAACAGUUUAUGCAAUCUUUGGAGGAAUGUGUGCAACGGCGUGUGGUCUAAUCGCUCUAAUGAUUCACGUGCAACGUGGUGCACGUAAAGCGAUUAGACGUGCAGGACAGAACAUUGAGGAGCCAGAGGUCGAGGAGCACGAAUCGACUCUGCUGGGCGCGGAGAGCCAAGAGAUCGAAGAAAAAGAGUAAUCCUGGCGACGAGCACGACGCACCCGUACAUAGCGCGCGUAAGACUUGCCUAUUUUUACAAAUACACGUCGGUUUUAGGCUUAGAUGUCUUCCACGUUCGGAAGUUAGAAGAUCAAUAAACGCGGGCGAGAUACGAGAAGGAUUUUUUUACGAUGCGAUGUAGCCAGCUGUAGAGAAUUCGCAGUACGAAUGCACAAACAACGUGAUUAUCCCGCCUGAGAUUCGUUUCCUGCGAGACUGCUCAUUGCGUUGCUGUUACGUGCAUACGUUUAUCUUUAUGCCAAGGCAGAUUUUUGAACAGCCCAGUGAGAAAUGACUCAUUAAAUUUAUAUCAAAUCGAUACAAUUUCGACAUCAACUCGAUGUCGAUUGGACAUUUAAUUGACUGUCAUUUCUCACUGGAAGAAGUUUUUUUCGCGAAAGCAGAAACAAUCAUGUUGUACGAUAUCAUUCUUCGCGUUUUUGUUUGAGUGUUCGAUUAACAUGCUCGUCAAUAAAUUAGCAAACGACCAGUUAUAUUUGUUGCAACUGCAGUAUAGUUCAAUUAUUACGACAUAAUUAUAUAACGAUAUCGAUAUGGCGUUAUUUUGCGAUAAUCGAACUAAUUGAAUGAAAAAGUUGCUUGAUCGUAAAGAAAGUUUUGUUAUUUAUUAUAUAAGUUUGCGAUAAGACACGGCAGGUUUUACAAACC
Molecule: messenger RNA, 1858 nt
Organism: Trachymyrmex septentrionalis
Lineage: Eukaryota; Metazoa; Arthropoda; Insecta; Hymenoptera; Formicidae
Exons: 4
Coding region: 98-1168 (356 amino acids)
Source: RefSeq, a predicted model, not a curated record